Molecule: messenger RNA, 273 nt
Organism: Trypanosoma cruzi
Lineage: Eukaryota; Euglenozoa; Kinetoplastea; Trypanosomatida; Trypanosomatidae
Product: dynein light chain, putative
Exons: 1
Coding region: 1-273 (90 amino acids)
Biological process (GO): microtubule-based process
Cellular component (GO): dynein complex
Molecular function (GO): dynein intermediate chain binding; dynein light intermediate chain binding
Source: RefSeq, a predicted model, not a curated record
AUGGCAAAGUUGGCCGAUUUUAACAUCAAUGCGGAUAUGACGAAAGAAAUGCAAGAGGAUGCGCGGAACCUCGUCAUUCAGGCCUUUGAAACAGAGACACUUGAGUACGCCAUGGCUUCCUUUGUGAAGCGGGAGUUCCAGAAGAAGUACAGGGGCGUGUGGCACUGCGUUUUUGGGAAGAACUUUGGAUCAUUUGUGACGCACGAGACGAAGGGGUACAUUUACAUCACGUGGGGGCAAAUGUCGAUUCUCCUUUGGAAGUCCGUGACUUAG